CGUCCCGGAUGGUCUCGCGCGCGGCCUGUGCGAGGUGAACCCUGAGGCUGCCGGCGGUCCCGUGCCGAGGUCUGUCUCAUGCUGCGGGCUGCGGCCAGCGGCCUCCGCUCGCACCAGCGGCGCUGAGGCGCCGGAGCCGCGCGCGCCAUGUCGUCGGGCCUCCGCUCCGGCGACUUCCCCCGCUGGAAGCGCCACAUCUCGGAGGAGCUGAGGCGCCGGGACCGGCUGCAGAGGCAGACGUUCGAGGAGAUCAUCCUGCAGUACAACAAGUUGCUGGAAAAGUCGGAUCUUCAUUCGGUGUUGGCCCAGAAACUACAAGCUGAAAAGCAUGACGUACCAAACAGGCAUGAGAUAAGUCCUGGACACGAUAGUGCAUGGAAUGACAGCCAGCUGCAAGAGAUGGCCCAGCUGAGAAUUAAACACCAAGAAGAGCUGACUGAAUUACACAAGAAACGUGGGGAGUUAGCUCAGCUGGUGAUUGACCUGAAUAACCAGAUGCAGCAGAAGGACCGGGAGAUGCAGGUGAAUGAGGCAAAAAUUGCAGAAUGCUUGCAGACUAUCUCUGACCUGGAGACCGAGUGCCUGGAUCUGCGGACUAAGCUUCAGGACCUGGAAAUAGCCAAUCAGACCCUGAAGGAUGAAUAUGAUGCCCUGCAGAUCACGUUCACUGCCUUGGAGGAGAAACUGAGGAAAACCACGGAGGAGAACCAGGAGCUGGUCACCCGGUGGAUGGCUGAGAAAGCCCAGGAAGCCAAUCGCCUCAACGCAGAGAAUGAGAAGGACUCCAGGCGGCGGCAAGCCCGGCUGCAGAAGGAGCUCGCGGAAGCAGCAAAAGAGCCUCUACCAGUGGAACAGGACGAUGACAUUGAAGUCCUUGUGGAUGAAGCCUCUGACCACACUGAGGAGACCUCUCCGGUGCGAGCCAUCAGCAGAGCAGCCACUAAGCGACUCUCGCAGCCUGCUGGAGGCCUUCUGGAUUCUAUCACUAAUAUCUUUGGGAGACGCUCAGUCUCUUCCUUCCCAGUCCCCCAGGAACACGUGGAUGCUCACCCGGGUUCUGGCAAAGAAGUGAGGGUGCCAACCACUGCCUUAUGUGUCUUUGAUGCCCAUGAUGGGGAAGUCAACGCUGUGCAGUUCAGUCCAGGUUCCCGCUUACUGGCCACAGGAGGCAUGGACCGGAAAGUAAAGCUUUGGGAAGCGUUUGGAGACAAAUGUGAGUUUAAGGGCUCCCUGUCUGGCAGUAAUGCUGGAAUCACCAGCAUUGAGUUUGACAGCGCUGGUUCUUACCUCUUAGCAGCUUCCAAUGAUUUUGCGAGCCGAAUCUGGACUGUGGAUGAUUAUCGAUUACGGCACACACUCACGGGACACAGUGGGAAAGUGCUCUCUGCCAAGUUCCUGCUGGACAACGCACGGAUCGUGUCGGGAAGCCACGACCGGACCCUCAAACUCUGGGACCUGCGCAGCAAAGUCUGCAUAAAGACAGUGUUUGCAGGAUCCAGUUGCAAUGAUAUUGUCUGCACAGAGCAGUGUGUAAUGAGUGGACAUUUUGACAAGAAAAUUCGUUUCUGGGACAUCCGAUCAGAGACGAUCGUCCGAGAGAUGGAACUGUUGGGAAAGAUUACUGCCCUGGACUUGAACCCAGAAAGGACUGAGCUCCUGAGCUGCUCCCGUGACGACCUGCUCAAAGUUAUUGAUCUCCGAGCGAAUGCUGUGAAGCAGACAUUCAGUGCCCCUGGAUUCAAGUGCGGCUCUGACUGGACCAGAGUUGUCUUCAGCCCCGAUGGCAGUUACGUGACAGCAGGCUCGGCCGACGGCUCGCUCUACGUGUGGAGUGUGCUCACGGGGAAGGUGGAGCAGGUGCUAACGAAGCAGCACAGCUCAUGCAUCAAUGCGGUGGCAUGGUCCCCCUCCGGCCUCCACGUGGUCAGUGUGGACAAAGGCAGCAAAGCCGUGCUGUGGGCGCAGCCUUGAUGGACCUCCCGGGAGAAGCACAGGACUCUGCAGCUCUGUCCUGGUGAAUGUGUGUCUGCCCAGAGAAGGGCUCAGGCCAAGGCUCAGUGGCCUUUUCAACAGGAUUUCCUAGACUUCUGACUGAGGUCUGUAAUGGCCCGGAAGAAUCACACUGAAACAAUCUGACCCUGUGGUCGCUCAGCAGAGGUCCAGGUUCCUGCCCUGCUUCCAGUGGGAAACACUACUAGCUCUGAUCUUCCAUACCUCAUUGGGCGGGGGAGCACGGGCCCCUGCUGGGUCUCCUCACUGGACAGCAGUGCCAAAAACACCCGACCUGUCCGGGCGUCGGUUCGCUCUGUGCUUUCUCCUGGCCUUCCAGUCUGUUCUCACCCAAUGCAUGUUCCCCCCCUUGGGCGCGUUUGCUCCAUGAAAUCGCUUUAAACAUAAGAUUAAUGGGAACCCCAGCCCAGGGCCCAUCCCGAUGCUGAGGAGACCCUGGGGAUGGGCCAGGGCUUCUGUGCAGAUCACGUCUGACCCCUCGGAAGCUCCUGACGUCCCUGCAACUGUUCUUCAGAGCUUCUGACUCGCUGUCCCCAGCACGUCUGCCUAUCUAUUUCCUGAUCAAGAAAUAAACACCCAUUUGGCUUCUAAGUAGAGGAGGAAGCGUGGAAACCUCCUGCCAGAGUGGAUUUACUGCGGUGUGAGGAGCGUGCUCCUGUGUCGCUCGGCACAUGCUCAGAAGGCGGCUGCACACCACGUCUGCUGGUGGCGAGGGGCGUGACGCCUCAGCUGCACUGCCCUGCGUUGGCCUGACCGUGCCGCUGGGCUGCAGGGCAGGACGCCGCGUCCAGGAAGCACCGGGCCAUCUUCCUGGUGCAGGAGUUGCCGUGAAAGCCAGGGAAAGAUGCCCAUCUCUACCUGUGCGUUAGAUUGCAGUUCUGGGUGUCUGAAGCACCAGUGUUUGUAUCACUUUUUAAUUUGCACUUUAUUUUCCCCUCCCUCACUUUGUUCUCUGCACAGUUGGGGAUUGAGUGAUGGCCUGGGGGUGAGGAAUGAGGCCUGGGGCGGCCUCUCUAGCCUUCGCCUCCCCUGCCCACGUCGCCCCUCUGCGGUUUGCCCUUAGAGGACUUGUGUUCACGUUCAGGGGAGCUGAAAUUCAAAGGCCAGGGCACAUCAUUUAUUUAUUUAAUUAUGUUGCCCACAAAACUUGAUUGUAAAUA
Messenger RNA from Lepus europaeus (European hare), 3170 nucleotides. RefSeq names its product autophagy related 16 like 1 (gene ATG16L1). Gene Ontology annotation, cellular component: autophagosome membrane. The coding region runs from base 148 to 1971 and encodes 607 amino acids. The record is from RefSeq and is a predicted model, not a curated record. Lineage: Eukaryota; Metazoa; Chordata; Mammalia; Lagomorpha; Leporidae. Gene Ontology annotation, molecular function: protein binding. The transcript has 18 exons. Gene Ontology annotation, biological process: negative stranded viral RNA replication; autophagosome assembly.